AUGGCCAUAGAGAACACUCUGGCUAGGAUUGAAAUUCUGAGAAAGACCUUGAAGACACAAUCCGAGCACAAAGAAAAGAUUCUGAAGCUCAUCGAUACCUUGUUUGAUCAACACGAAGCAGCGCAGGACAGCAAUGAGAACGCCACAGCUGCCCUGGAUGACCUUGAGUGCGCUAUGCAACAGGCAACACGCGAUUGCCGCCUCCUUCUUCGAGGCAUCCAUAAUUGCGACACCACGCCUCGAGCCCUGCGAGAACGAUACCGGGCAGCGAAGAACAGCGCGGAUGAGAUGGCAAUCUCCCUCGACAUCCUCAGCUCUGCUAUCCAAGAUGCAGUAGAUGAUUCCAAGAUCAUCCUUCGAUGUGUCGCCGAGCUUGCGGUCAUCGCAUCCAACACUCUUGAAGUCGCAGCACGCGCCGAAUUUGGGAAGAUUCUGAAAGACUAG
This is a messenger RNA of Penicillium verhagenii, 444 nucleotides long. RefSeq lists its product as uncharacterized. The coding region runs from base 1 to 444 and encodes 147 amino acids. The transcript has a single exon. The record is from RefSeq and is a predicted model, not a curated record. NCBI's taxonomy places the organism in Eukaryota, Fungi, Ascomycota, Eurotiomycetes, Eurotiales, Aspergillaceae.